AUGCGAUACUCUUUUGGACUGCUGGCUGCGGCCGGGUUGGCGCUUGCCAGCGACGUUCACGACCUCACUAAGGACACUUUCGACGGCUUCGUUGCGGAGAAUGGCCUUGUCCUCUGCGAAUGUGAGUUUUCAUGUCGAUUCGAUCGGCUGUGAGCCCCACUAACGGUCUACUUGCACAGUCUUCGCGCCAUGGUGCGGCCACUGCAAAGCGCUUGCUCCCGAGUACGAGGAGGCGGCGACAGCAUUGAAGGAGAAGGAAAUCGCCCUCGCAAAGGUCGACUGCACAGCCGAGCAAGAUCUCUGCCAGAGCUUUGGCGUCGAGGGAUAUCCCACACUCAAGAUCUUCCGAGGCAAAGAGAACGUCUCGCCAUACUCGGGCCCGCGCAAGUCCGAUGCCAUCGUCUCUUACAUGGUCAAGCAAUCUCUACCUGCCGUCUCCGACAUCGCCAGCGAGGAGGCCCACGACGAGUUCAAGACCGCAGACAAGGUUGUUCUGGUUGGAUACUUUGCCGCGGACGACAAGACGUCCAACGCAACGUUCGCAGAGGUCGCUGGGGAGCUCAGGGACUCUUAUCUCUUUGGAGCUACCAACGAUGAGGCGCUCGCCAAGGCUGCGGGCGUCAAGCAACCCGCGAUUGUUCUCUACAAGGCUUUCGAUGAGGGCAAGAACGAGUUCACCAAGAAGUUCACCAAGGACGAUAUCACUGAGUUCGCAAAGACCGCUGCUACGCCAUUGAUUGGCGAGGUUGGUCCUGACACCUACUCUGACUACAUGGCGGUACGUGAAUGAUCGAUCGUUAGCACAUGACAUUCGAGUACUGACUGAUGACUCUAGGCUGGCAUUCCUCUCGCCUACAUCUUCGCCGAGACCCCCGAAGAGCGCACUUCGCUCGCUGAGGCCCUCAAGCCCGUCGCCGAGGAGCACAAGGGCAAGGUCAACUUCGCUACCAUCGACGCUUCCUCCUUUGGCCAACACGCCAGCAACCUCAACCUGGAGGUUGGUAAGUGGCCCGCCUUUGCCAUCCAGGACAUCUCCAAGAACCAGAAGUUCCCUUACUCUUCCGCCGGUGACGCCAAGGACCUCAGCCAGAAGAAGAUCGGCAAGUUUCUCAAGGACUUCGUGGCUGGCAAGAUUGAGCCAUCGAUCAAGAGCGAGCCAAUUCCAGAGAAGCAGGAGGGUCCAGUCACCAUUGUCGUGGCCAAGAACUACCAGGAUGUUGUGAUGGAUGACGAUAAAGAUGUUCUCCUCGAGUUCUACGCUCCUUGGUGUGGACACUGCAAGUCUCUCGCUCCCAAGUAUGACGAGCUGGCUACCAUGUACAAGGGCCACGCCGACAAGAUUGUCAUCGCCAAGGUCGAUGCCACCGCCAACGACAUCCCAGACGAGAUCGCCGGUUUCCCUACCAUCAAGCUCUUCAAGGCUGGCGAGAAGGACACUCCGGUGGACUACUCCGGCUCUCGGACUGUUGAGGACCUUGCCAACUUCAUCCGCGAUAACGGCUCCCACAAGAUUGACGCUGUGGCCGAGGGUGCAGAGAGCACUGAGGCCGUUGAGACCGAUGGCAUGCCCGAGCAGGCCAAGGCCGCCACUGAGGGCGCACAGAAGGUCAUCAAGGACAAGGUCAAGGGUGCCGCGGCUGACGCUACGGAUGCUGCCAAGGAAGCGGUCAAGCAGGCUGUUGGUGGUGACGAGGAGGUUGCGGACCACGACGAGCUCUAA
Molecule: messenger RNA, 1720 nt
Organism: Lecanosticta acicola
Lineage: Eukaryota; Fungi; Ascomycota; Dothideomycetes; Mycosphaerellales; Mycosphaerellaceae
Source: the annotation of a GenBank genome assembly